Oncorhynchus keta (chum salmon) is the source of this 1592-nucleotide messenger RNA. Its product is annotated as transmembrane protein 65-like. The record is from RefSeq and is a predicted model, not a curated record. Bases 454 to 1203 code for a protein of 249 amino acids. NCBI's taxonomy places the organism in Eukaryota, Metazoa, Chordata, Actinopteri, Salmoniformes, Salmonidae. Gene Ontology annotation, biological process: regulation of cardiac conduction; cardiac ventricle development. Gene Ontology annotation, cellular component: mitochondrion. The transcript has 8 exons.
GGAUGUCUAUCGAUACCUGCCGCUAAUAGGCCUACAGUAGGCUAUUGGUCUAGUGGUACCUUCGCACUCACUGUAUGAGCUAUACAAAAACGUAAGGCAAAUGCCGUCAUAGCUACGUAUAGUCAAGCUAUUCCAUUGGAAAAUAUUUUUAGCCUCGAGAGAAGGGCGCACAUCACGGGGAAGAGAAGCAUCCGACCGCAGACGGGGAAGUAGCCUCGGCGAUGUUGUGGAUUUGAAGAUGAGGAAUGUUUCCUUUUUGACUCACCGAUUUUUGCCACGAAUGUGUUUUGUUGGCGAAUUGUUUUCAUGAUCUAUGACAUUGUGAUCGAAGGACUUAUGGUUCGGAGCUGCGCUUUACACCCGAAAGAGAUCUGAUUUUUUGACAGGACAGGCCGGCAGAGCAUCCGCUGAUCGAGAGGUUGUCGACGCCUCCACUCCCCUUUUGUCUCCACCAUGCUGCCCAGUUUGCAGAGAGUCCUGCGGCCCGCCCUCAUUCUGAGGUCGGGGAACAUGUUGGCAAGAGUCCGCGGGUCAAACCUAGCUCCGCUACGCCAGCCUGUACCGAUGCUACCCAGCCAGCAGAGCUGCGACUUGGGCACACACCCUCACAAGGACCCGAUGGAGCCCUUGAACUCUCCUCAAGGAGCCAAGGAUUUUAUUUAUAGUCUUCACCCCACCGAACGCACAACCCUGCUUAGAGAACUGCACCGGUUUGAGUCGAUAGCAAUAGCCCAAGGGGAAAUGGUCAUCGCCCCGCCCACAUCGGCUCAGCUGAGAUACGUUCUUCUACACAACGCCAUUCCUUUUGUAGGAUUUGGUUUCCUGGACAACGCCAUCAUGAUUGUAGCUGGCACGCAGAUUGAGUUGUCCAUAGGUGUGAUCCUUGGGAUUUCAACCAUGGCAGCUGCUGCCCUGGGGAACCUUGUGUCGGACCUGGCUGGACUCGGCCUUGCAGGUUACGUGGAAGCCCUGGCCUGUCGUUGUGGGUUGGUGGGCCCUGAUCUGAACCCCAAACAGGCUGACAUGUGGCAGACCAGAGUUAGCACCCACAGUGGUAAAGCCAUCGGAGUUGCCAUCGGCUGCAUCUUAGGGAUGUUCCCGCUACUCUUCUUCAAAGAUGAGACGAAGAAGAAAGCAGUGGAAAGGGAGGGUAAAGAUGGAUCACUGACCUCCAUCUCCACUGACAGCAGCAGCAGCAAUUGAGACAACUUGACAGAAAGACUUACCUUCUCGGGAAGAGAGAGAGAGAGAACUGGACUACCGCUACUUCACAACCUAACUACUGCAUAAUGAAUAACCUCAAUCAAGCGUGACUACUGAUCAAGUCAAUGUCUUAAAUAGUUCCGACUGCAACGUUCAAAAAGCAGUAUGAAGAAAAACAACAACGAUGAUAAAUACAAGUGGACCACUCUUCCAACCACGUUUUCUGCUGCUUCUUUGGGUUUUGGUUUUGUUUUUGUUUUAUGAGUUGGUGCAACUUUUCCUUUUUAGAGUUUAGUGUAACUUAGUCCUAAUCAGUUAGAGGUGGCCAGGAUGGAUUUCUGGUGGACUACACUCAAUUCAGUUCAAUUGAACUUUAAUAUCUCUCAACG